This is a messenger RNA of Caenorhabditis auriculariae, 2495 nucleotides long. NCBI's taxonomy places the organism in Eukaryota, Metazoa, Nematoda, Chromadorea, Rhabditida, Rhabditidae. The record is from the annotation of a GenBank genome assembly.
AUGCUAAUCCAGAGGCAUUUAUUGCCUCGAUUUCUCUGCAAAAGCUCCCUUGUUCCGAGCGGAUCAAACAUAACGGCGUUGAGUUUUUCGAAGGAGGCUCCGCAGGAAGAAAAUCAGAAACCACGUCGAAGCAUCAUGACGAACCCGUUGAAGGAUAAACUGCAGGUAUCGAAAAAAAUUUAAAUUAAAAAAAUUUUCAAUUUUUUUAAUUUAAAAAAAUUAUAUUGAUAGGCGGCUUAGAACUUGAAAUUAUUACAAUAAAGAUUGAAUAGCUAAUUUUAAACUUUUCUACUUUCCAAGCAGUUAGAAUUGUUGCUUCCCAGCCUUUCUUUCUUGAAGUUUAUUUGCCUUUGUUCUUUUCGAAAUCUUCCAGGUCACCAAAAUUAUCGUCAAACUAGAAAGGCCGUAAAAAAAGGAGAAAUACUUUUUUUUAACUAUUAGCAACUUUUUGAAUUUUAUUGUUUCAAUUUUUGAAUUCGAUAGUUGCUGAUAAACUGCAGCCAUUUAACGUUAUUCGAAAGUUUCAUCAUUUUUUUUUUCUUUUUCGAGAAAGCGCAAGGAGAAGCGAACGUCUUGGAGAAAAAGAAGCGCUCGGUGUUCGCAAGGAGCACGGUGCCGGUCAAUAUCAAUAUUCCCAAUCCCAAGGUUGAUCUUCGACCUUUUCCCUCAUUUCUCAAGGUUUUAAGGGCAUUCCUGGCUAUGAUCCAACCUAUUCGGCCAAGGAACUUCUCGAGGAAUUGCCGAGAACCAUAAAAAAGCAAUCCAAAUUGGUGGCGAAGGAAGUCGCGCAGAUGGCAAAGUCUGCCUCCCUCGAAAAACCAGAGUUUCUCGAAGACAUCGGUCUUUUGCGGCACAAUGAGGCUCGCGUCGAGUUCCGAUUUGACACAGAAGAAGUCAUUUUUUAAUCCAUAAAAUUUUGAGGAGAAAACGCGGCUUAUAAAUUUUUUUGCUAUACAAUAAAUUUUCCGAGAAUCGUAAAAAUAUUAUGAGAUUCAUUUUGUUAAUUUUUUCGGCAGAGAUCAAAAAAAUCUCGUGAGUUUUGUGAAAAUUCUUUAAAAAAAGUUUUUUUCUAAUUUCUGAAGCUUUUUAUUUUGAGCGAUAAAUGUAAAUAUCCGUUGUAAAUUGAGCUUACAGUUUCCGAGCCGAAAAUUUAAACACUUUCGGUCUUGCUAGAACUUCGAUUUCUUCAGAACAGGUCUCUGUGGCAUUCCGGCUGCGACAGCGACUGGAAGGAGGGCUUCUCGACGUGUUCCUUUCGUGGCACCGACUGUGGAACUGCCGAGUUCAGGUAUUUAAUUUUUUUUUACUUCUGAUGAUUUUUUUUGGUACCUGAGUAAGUACAGAACUUAAUCCAGCAAGAGAUGUGACUUACGAAAACUUAAAAAUUGAAGGAAUAAAAUAAUUUGAACCUCAAACAGGUGGUGCCAUGAAUUAAAUCAGAUCUUAACUUCAGGAGUUAGUACUGACUUUUAUUUGAAGAUAAGGCUCAAAGGAGAGGUUCAAACGUCUCUAAAGUUUUCUUUUCUCAAACUAGAAGUGCUUCUGACCUUCAAAAAUAUUUUGCCCAUGUAUGCUCGGUAUUUUCAGUGGCCAUAUUUCAACGCAAGUCGUCAAAGACGGUCGUGUUGAAAGGGCCGGAUGGGCCUCUCUGAAACUUGAGGAUCGGCGGUCUUUUAAUAGGAAAAAGUUCCUUUCUCGCUGGCGAAACUUUUCUCAUCUUUUGUUGAAGGUUAGUGGGGACUGUUCAUUCUCUUCUCAUUCAUCUUUUCAAAAUUUUAAACUUUUGGUUCCUCUGUGUCGAGGCUUUCCAAUUUUUUUUUUUCAUUCUCUAAUUUUUUUCUUCCAACAAAAAAAUCUGAGCGAAUUUUCGGGAAGAUUCACGAACAUGCUCUAAAUCCAGUGAAAGUCCGCGUCUGAAUGUUGAUUUCUGGUUUUUUUAAACGAAAUUAAGACGAAAAAUCUUUUUUUGAUGAAUUUUUAAAAAUUUUACUCCAGUCUUUUCAUUCGAAUUCCAUUGUUUCUGAUAUCAUAAGAAGUCUGGCACAUAAGAAUGCGUUUAAGGAAGAAAAAUUACCAAAUUCAAAACUAUUUUCAAGGUACGCGGGGACGGAAGGAGUUACAAGGUGAUGCUUCACUCGCCGCUGUCGAUGGACUUUACUUGGGGCGACUCUUUUUCCUACCCACUCCACACGCAUGGCGGUCCUUACUGGCAGUACGAGAAAAUUCCGUUUUCCAAGUUUUUCCACACGGUCGCUGGACGGAUACAGGAUCGACAGUACAAAGUCAAUCUCGAAGAUUGCAGGUACUGCUUCCAUCUAUUUUUCGGAUCAGUUUUCUCACUUUGCAGUUCAAUCGGAAUAGUUCUGAUGGACCGGAUAGACGGCGACUUUUGUCUUGAAAUCGAUUACAUUGGGGUCUACAACGACACGACACACACUGAAGAUUUCGCCUAUGAAACUUAUACUUUACCCUUGUUCAAUACUCAUGGAUUCUAA